GGCUAAUGGUUAGGGCUGCGGGGCGGGCUUUUAAUGAAGGGACGGCAGUGGGAAAGAUGGCGGCGACUCUGGGAUCCUCUGGGUGGUGGCAGCGGUGGCGGCGGCGUGUGUCGGCUCGGAAUGGGUCCACGAUGUUGCUCCUUCUCCUUUUGUUGGGAUCUGGGCAGGGGCCACGGCAAGUCGGGGCGGGUCAAACGUUCGAGUACUUGAAACGGGAACACUCGCUGUCGAAGCCCUACCAGGGUGUGGGCACAGGCAGUUCCUCACUGUGGAAUCUGAUGGGCAAUGCCAUGGUGAUGACCCAGUAUAUCCGCCUUACCCCAGAUAUGCAAAGUAAACAGGGUGCCCUGUGGAACCGGGUGCCAUGCUUCCUCAGAGACUGGGAGUUGCAGGUACACUUCAAAAUCCACGGACAAGGGAAGAAGAAUCUGCAUGGGGAUGGCUUGGCAAUCUGGUACACGAAGGAUCGGAUGCAGCCAGGGCCUGUGUUUGGAAACAUGGACAAAUUUGUGGGGCUGGGAGUAUUUGUAGACACGUACCCCAAUGAGGAGAAGCAGCAAGAGGCCCAGAAGAGGCGAUAUUCUCCAGGCGUCCAGCGGGUGUUCCCCUAUAUCUCAGCCAUGGUGAACAACGGCUCCCUCAGCUAUGAUCAUGAGCGGGACGGGCGGCCCACAGAGCUGGGGGGCUGCACAGCCAUUGUCCGCAAUCUGCACUAUGACACCUUCCUUGUGAUUCGCUACGUCAAGAGGCAUUUGACGAUAAUGAUGGACAUCGACGGCAAGCAUGAGUGGAGGGACUGCAUCGAGGUGCCCGGGGUCCGUCUGCCCCGGGGCUACUACUUUGGCACCUCCUCCAUCACUGGGGACCUCUCGGAUAAUCAUGACGUCAUCUCCCUGAAGUUGUUUGAGCUGACGGUGGAAAGAACCCCAGAAGAGGAGAAGCUGCAUCGAGAUGUGUUUUUGCCCUCGGUGGACAACAUGAAGCUGCCUGAGGUGACCGCCCCGUUGCCACCCCUGAGUGGCCUGGCCCUCUUCCUCAUCGUCUUCUUCUCGCUGGUGUCUUCCGUAUUUGCCAUUGUCAUUGGUAUCAUACUGUACAACAAGUGGCAGGACCAAAGCCGGAAGCGUUUCUACUGAGCCCUCCCGCUACUUCCGCCCCUGUGGCUGUCACUGUGAGCCAGCGCUGGCCUGAGUGUCCAGCCGGCCGGGCCUUCUCCAGUCUCCAGCAGCGGGUCAGGGACUCUGUUCUCUCACUGGGGCUUUGAAUGCAGGGAUACUGCAUUGCCAUGGUGAUCCAUGGGGACAUCUCGCUGGUUCCGGAAGCCCACCUACCCCAGGGCAGUGCUGCUGUGAUGUGCCUUUCCCUGCAGUCCUUCUACUUGGGAGCUAAGAGGGACGGAGAGAAUAUAUACGGUUCUGAUGCCAAGAUCACGAAAAGAAUUUCAUAACUCAGGCUGCCUUGUUGUUGGACUCUGAGGACCCUUGUGCUUCAUUUUUAAAUCCGCAGAGAACACAACACGGAUAACUCAUACCUUCCAGGCAUCCAUUCGUCGGAUUUUGCUUUUCGUCCAAGCCUCUGUCCGCCUGAGGAAUUUCCCCUGGAAAUCUGGAUGGAAACUUCUUCCCUGUGUUGCCUUCUCCCUCCACUCAUUGCUCUCUCCACAUGCAGCCUGAGCUGGAAGAGACAUCUGGAUGCCACUCUUUUGGAGCCUGGGGCUGCAGAACAAACUGAUGUUUCACUGACCCUUAGUCAGGUGACCACAGGGAGAGGGCUUUUCGCUUUGGCUCACUGCUCCAGCCGUUGUUCUUUAGCGUGAAUCUUGGUUCUGUUAGUUUGUGACCUUCCCAGUUGAUUCCUUUAGGCCCUCAGUCAGGUUUGGCCGAAAGCUGGUGUGCAAGUCAAGAGAAGCUUGUACGACUUCAUGGUUGCCAGGGGCGUAACUGGGAAACUGACCAGCUCCAUGUUUCGACACCAGAAGCAACAGUUGCCAUGUGAUCUGACCAUGUGUGGAGAUGCUUCUGGACUCUGGAGCCUGCUGAACUGCAUGUUUGGUGUUUAUCAUGACUUUUGGAAUCCCACCUUAGUGUUCAAAACGUGAGGCUUCCUUUUUAUAGCCUCGGCUUGGAUACUCCCCAAAGAGGAAACUUGGCUUCUUUUUCUUAAUGGAUAAGAAACAGUUGCUGUUCUCCUGUUGCAAAUCUGGGAGCAAUGGAUGCUCGUCCUCUGUGCCUGGAAGAGAUCAUUGUCAUCGAGCAACAGAGCCCGAGUGUCCUCCUCUGUGGGUCAAUCCUUAUUCCACUGCCUUAUCUGACAAGGGGUCCUGUGCUGCUCACCUGUCUGCCCUGUGAUUAAAUUGGCCAAUAGACCAGUCUCCCUGGA
Molecule: messenger RNA, 2379 nt
Organism: Neomonachus schauinslandi (Hawaiian monk seal)
Lineage: Eukaryota; Metazoa; Chordata; Mammalia; Carnivora; Phocidae
Gene: LMAN2L
Product: lectin, mannose binding 2 like
Exons: 9
Coding region: 6-1136 (376 amino acids)
Biological process (GO): Golgi organization; endoplasmic reticulum organization; endoplasmic reticulum to Golgi vesicle-mediated transport
Cellular component (GO): Golgi membrane; endoplasmic reticulum-Golgi intermediate compartment; COPII-coated ER to Golgi transport vesicle
Molecular function (GO): D-mannose binding
Source: RefSeq, a predicted model, not a curated record